Molecule: messenger RNA, 3075 nt
Organism: Lizanozyma spartinae
Lineage: Eukaryota; Fungi; Ascomycota; Pichiomycetes; Serinales; Debaryomycetaceae
Gene: CHS1
Product: chitin synthase
Exons: 1
Coding region: 1-3075 (1024 amino acids)
Cellular component (GO): cell periphery; cell septum
Molecular function (GO): chitin synthase activity
Source: RefSeq, a predicted model, not a curated record
AUGUCUGAUCCUUUUAACGACAACAGUCCGUUCAGAGAUGAACCCUCUGUUCCCAAUGCUGCUUUUACAAGUGAUAGAAGCUCUCCAAGAAGAUAUCGACCAUCAGUUUCUGAUGAAGAUAGUGAGGAAUUCAUGGCUUUUCCUAAUUCUACCCAAUCACCACCACCAAGACAAUCACCAAAUAUCUUUGCAAGAAGUGCUCAUAUUCAAAGGAGUAGAUUGGGGACCACUCCUAAUCUUCUGUACAUGAAUAACACUACCAACAACCAUGUGAUAUCGUCCGUGUCUACUUCGCCUGUCAGUUCUCCUCUUCGGUCACCAACGGCCUUUGAUAGUCCCACUGCAAGAGCUCAUUUUGCUUCAAGGGAGUCACCAACUCGCCAAAGGGCUACAGAAGUUAUAAUCAGUGAUGACGAUGAUGACGAAGAAGAGUUUGGGAGAAGCCAUGGUUCUCCAAGAAGAUCUCUUUUCAACAAUUCUUCUUCAACUAAGAGUGAACGAUUUUUGGAGCCUCCAGAACCAAUAUUCUCUCCUGAAAGCUUUGCUGAAGCAAAUAGUGAAGUUGAGCAAGCAACAAUUGUUAGCGAAAGUUGUCCUGAAAAGUAUGAUUACGACUCUUAUCAAAGGGAGUUUGAAGAACAAUCACUUUGUUCUGAAAAUACUGCUUACAGCGGUUCGUCCUACGUUUCCAACCCAACUAGUGGGGAGGAGAAGGAUUUCUUCAAUGCUUCCAUAGAUAGAAAUGUGAUGGAGCAUAUUAACAAUGGGUAUGUUCCAAAGAGAGAAAAGACUAUCACCAGAAGAAAGGUCAGGCUUGUAGGUGGGAAAACGGGCAAUCUUGUACUUGAAAAUCCAAUUCCAGAAGAUUUGAAGAAAGUUUUGACCAGAACAGAAUCACCUUUUGGUGAAUUCACAAGCAUGUCUUACACAGCUUGUACUUCUACACCGGAUGCAUUUGCCGAAGAAGGAUUCACACUUAGAGCUUCUAAAUUUGGAAGAGAAACAGAAAUUGUCAUUUGCAUUACCAUGUACAAUGAAGAUGUCUUUUCGUUUGCAAGGACAAUGCAUGGUGUUAUGAAGAAUGUUGCACAUUUAUGUUCCAGAAAUAAAUCUAGUGUUUGGGGUAAAGAUUCUUGGAAGAAAAUCCAAGUUAUUAUUGUUGCAGAUGGUAGAAAUAAAGUCAACGAUCAAGUCUUGCAAUAUUUGACAGCAACUGGUUGCUAUCAACACAAUUUGGCAAGGCCAUAUGUCAAUAACAAGCAAGUUACUACUCAUUUGUUUGAAUAUACAACACAGAUUUCUAUUGAUGAGAAUUUGAAGUUUAAAGGUGACGAAAAAAGUUUGGCUCCUGUUCAAGUAUUAUUUUGUUUGAAGGAAAGAAAUCAAAAGAAGAUCAAUUCACAUAGAUGGCUCUUCAACGCCUUUUGUCCUGUAUUGGAUCCAAAUGUUAUCAUAUUGUUAGAUGUAGGUACAAAACCUGAUAAUCAUGCAAUUUACAACUUGUGGAAGGCAUUUGAUAGAGAUUCUAACGUGGGAGGUGCAGCAGGUGAAAUUAAAGCGAUGAAGGGUAAAGGCUGGGUUAAUUUGACAAACCCUUUGGUAGCCUCUCAAAACUUUGAAUAUAAAAUGUCAAACAUUUUGGACAAACCUCUUGAAUCGUUAUUUGGAUACAUUUCAGUUUUACCUGGUGCCUUAUCAGCAUAUAGAUGGAUUGCAUUGAAGAACCAUCCUGAUGGAUCUGGUCCAUUGGCAGCAUAUUUCAAAGGUGAAGACCUUUUAAGUGAUCACCAUAGUACAAAUUCAAAGAGAAAUUUCUUUGAGGCAAACAUGUACCUUGCAGAAGAUCGUAUUCUUUGUUGGGAAUUGAUUGCAAAGAGAAAUGAAAAUUGGGUUUUGAAAUUUGUUAAGCUGGCUACUGGAGAAACCGAUGUUCCUGAAACCGUUUCUGAAUUUAUUUCUCAACGUCGGCGGUGGAUUAAUGGUGCAUUUUUUGCUGCAUUGUAUUCCCUUAGUAACUUCAGAAAAGUUUGGAGUACCAGACAUUCUUCUAUGAGGAAGUUUUGGUUACAUUUUGAAUUCGUUUACCAAUUUGUGACUAUGGUAUUCUCAUUCUUUUCAUUAGCCAAUUUCUACCUUAUUUUCUACUUCUUGACAGGAUCUUUGACGGAUUCUCCCAACAUCGACCACAGGGCUGGGUUUUGGAUUUUCACCCUAUUCAAUUAUUUGGUAAUAGCUUGUUUGACUUCAUUAUUUGUUGUUUCUAUUGGGAAUCGUCCUCAAGCUUCAAAGAAUAUUUUCAAAACUUUGAUCAUUCUCCUUACAAUAUGUGCAUUAUACUCAUUCAUUGUUGGUAUUUUCUUUGUGUGUAACACCAUUCGUGAAUUCGGAAUGGGAAAUACCUCCACAUAUGUAUUUGUGAGUAUUGUGGUGUCAAUGCUUUCAACAUAUGGUCUCUAUGUUCUUUGUUCAAUCUUAUACUUGGACCCCUGGCACAUGAUUACGUGCUCGCUCCAGUACUUCCUUAUGAUUCCAUCUUACACUUGCACACUACAAAUAUUUGCCUUCUGUAACACACACGAUGUUUCAUGGGGUACUAAAGGUGAUAACAAACCUAAGGAAGACAAGUCCAAUCAAUACAUUAUUGAAAAGAACAAAGACGGUGAGUUUGAAGCUGUUGUGGUCGACACAAAUAUUGAUGAGGAUUAUCUUGACACUUUAUACAGUAUUCGGGCCAAGAGAUCAAAUAUGAAGGUGCCUACUCCCAAAGAGACGACCCUGGAACUUGCUGGAGAAGACUACGCUAAAGAUGUUAGAACAAAAGUCGUCCUUUUCUGGAUGCUUGCAAAUCUUAUUUUUAUUAUGACAAUGCUUCAGGUAUACAGUGCUGGAGAUACCAGUUCCAACUAUUAUUUGGGUUUUAUUUUAUGGUCAGUUGCAGCUCUUGCAUUAAUCCGUGCUAUAGGAUCAAUUGGAUACCUUCUUCAUCAAAGUGCCCGGUUAUUUGUGGAGACCAGAAGUAAAUGGAACCACAAGAGAGCUGGCUACGCAAGACCCAAUGUUAAUGCAUUAAACUAA